UGAUGCGCAUGCGAAUAUUGUUUGAUUUCAUUACCUGCAUAAUAUAUAUACAAUUGUCUGCAAAUUUUUUGCCACCUUCAACGGCUCAAGUCAAGCAGAGUACGCUUUUUUCUGAGUUUUACGCCGACUAUAAAAACUACCACAACAAUGAUGAGCUGAAAUAUGCUUAUCACUACUACAUCGACCAUCCUGAGUCAAUGGUGCAUUUGCAUCAUCAGGAGGAGCGUCAAGGCACGAGAGUGAUCGGCGAGUAUGGAUUACUGGAGCCCGGUGGUUAUGUGCGCAACGUCUAUUAUAUGGUGGACAGCAGUGGGGGUUUUCGUGCCAUUGUACGCACACGAACAGCAGCAAGCAGCACACAGCAAAUGUUGCAAUUACAUCAGCAACAGCCAAACAAACCAGUACAACAUGCAGAACCAGUAGCAUUUAUCAAUUGA
This is a messenger RNA of Anastrepha ludens (Mexican fruit fly), 437 nucleotides long. It is a transcript of the gene Cpr62Ba, whose product is annotated as cuticle protein 21. Gene Ontology annotation, cellular component: extracellular matrix. The record is from RefSeq and is a predicted model, not a curated record. The coding region runs from base 3 to 437 and encodes 144 amino acids. Lineage: Eukaryota; Metazoa; Arthropoda; Insecta; Diptera; Tephritidae. The transcript has 2 exons.